AUUAAUAUGGCUGACUUGACAACUUUGAGAAGUCAAAUCAACCAAUGGACCCUAGAUCAAGAUAAUAAAGUAUGAAUAAUGAAAUACCCUAACUUACUUUAGACCUUCGUUAAAUUAGAUCAAAUGAGUACCAAUCUCCUUACAAAAUUUGGAGCUGUGUCAUCCGAUAUCCGAUCAGUUUAACAUUCAGCUAACUCUAUCCAUGCUCAAAUUAAUCAAGCCUUCAAUAAAUUUCUAACUUUGAGUGAUAGUCGUUUUACUGAAUAAGUAUUUUGUUUUAUAGAUCAUCAAAGAGAAUGGCCCCUCCAUAAGAAGCCCCUCCAAAGGCUGCACCUUCAUAAAACAAAGAUGAUGGACUCACUACAGCUCAAAAGUACACAAAAGCUUUAGGCAUGGCAUUAUAAUCACUUGAUUUACAAUAGAUGGCAUAAGAUGGUAUAAAAAUUCUUAAAUUCCCUAGAUGACAUAUUUGAUGACAGAGAUGAUAAAUCAAUCUCUGUCUUCUCUGCAGCUACUACUAGUGGUACUGUGAGUAAGUCUGUUAAAUUGCCUGCCAUGUUUGGCACACCCUAAUUCAACAACAACAAAUUUAUUGGUAAUACUCUAUACAAUACUUAGGUCUUUUUGAUGACUUUGAUGAAGCUCCUAUCUAAGAGCCAGUACGUCAAUCUGCCCCUGCACCAAUAUAUAGAUAAUCUGAAGCACAACCUUAAUAACAAUCUUUCAAUAAUUAAUAGUCUUAAUUGAUUCCACCAUAAAAUCAGUAGCAAAUUAGAUCAUCUAUCAGAUAAGAUUAAUCUUAAAUCUCAUAUACUGGAGACAAUAAUUAAUUUAUUACACGAACAAAUUCUGCUCUAGGAAAUUCAAUGAUGGAUUAAUAAUUCGGGUUUACAAACCCUCAAUAAAAGGCAGAAUUUAAUUUAGCCUUUGCACCACCAUAUCAAUAACCACAAUAACCAGGAGUACAACCACAACCUCCUCUUCAAACUGCUUCACAAACACAGAGACCAACAGUAGUUGAUCCUCCUCCACCUCCACCUCCACCACCUCCUACCUAAUAACCUUAUUACUAAUAACCAUCAAUAUAAUAGCCAAUAUUAUAAUAACCACCUCCUUAAACUCUUUAAGAUUAGCUAAAUUCAAUAAUUUAAAAAAAGAGAGAAGAAAAUCAACCCUAUUAAUAACCAAUUUAGUAAUAAUAACCAUACUAAUCUUAAUAGGAAUAACCACCUGAAUAAAGAAAUUCAUAAUAACCAGUAAAAGUAUUUUAACCACCAAAUGUAAUUGGAGCACCUACUUAUGCAAGAGAAAAAGAUAAAAUAAUGAGUUUGUUUGAUGAAGAUGAUGAUGAUGAUAAUGAUGGUGGGUUAUUUAAAUCUACAACUACAAAUAAAAACAAAUUCAAUAACCUACUAACUGAUGGAGUUGCAAAAUAAGAAUAAAAUUAGAAACCAGUAGCUGUUGUUAUAAAGGAGGAAGAAGAUCAAGAUUUUAGUGUAUAGCCUAGAAUAUCAAGUACUAAGCCUGCUCCUAAAAAAUAGUUAUUUGAUGAAACAGAAGAAGAGACUCUUUAAAAAGCAAAUGCAGAUAAAAUUGCUGCUAUGUAUGCUUAAUAAUAAUAAUAAUAAUAAUAAUAAUAAUAAUAAUAAUAAUAAUAAUAAUAAUAAUAAUAAUAAUAAUAAUAAUAAUAAUAAUAAUAAUAAUAAUAAUAAUAAUAAUAAUAAUAAUAAUAAUAAUAAUAAUAAUAAUAAUAAUAAUAAUAAUAAUAAUAAUAAUAAUAAUAAUAAUAAUAAUAAUAAUAAUAAUAAUAAUAAUAAUAAUAAUAAUAAUAAUAAUAAUAAUAAUAAUAAUAAUAAUAAUAAUAAUAAUAAUAAUAAUAAUAAUAAUAAUAAUAAUAAUAAUAAUAAUAAUAAUAAUAAUAAUAAUAAUAAUAAUAAUAAUAAUAAUAAUAAUAAUAAUAAUAAUAAUAAUAAUAAUAAUAAUAAUAAUAAUAAUAAUAAUAAUAAUAAUAAUAAUAAUAAUAAUAAUAAUAAUAAUAAUAAUAAUAAUAAUAAUAAUAAUAAUAAUAAUAAUAAUAAUAAUAAUAAUAAUAAUAAUAAUAAUAAUAAUAAUAAUAAUAAUAAUAAUAAUAAUAAUAAUAAUAAUAAUAAUAAUAAUAAUAAUAAUAAUAAUAAUAAUAAUAAUAAUAAUAAUAAUAAUAAUAAUAAUAAUAAUAAUAAUAAUAAUAAUAAUAAUAAUAAUAAUAAUAAUAAUAAUAAUAAUAAUAAUAAUAAUAAUAAUAAUAAUAAUAAUAAUAAUAAUAAUAAUAAUAAUAAUAAUAAUAAUAAUAAUAAUAAUAAUAAUAAUAAUAAUAAUAAUAAUAAUAAUAAUAAUAAUAAUAAUAAUAAUAAUAAUAACCAAAAUAAUAAGUACCUCCUCCUAAAUUAACUACUUAAAGAAAUGCUUUUGAAGAUUCAGAUGAUGAAAAAAAGAAAUAGCCUCAAAUUCCCGUAAAACCAACUGAAUAAUUAACUGUACCCACUGAAGAACCAUCAGUUAGACCUUCUAUUUAAUAAUUACAAAAUAAAUUGAAUUUGAAUAUGUUUAUGAAGCCUCCUGGAGAAUAAGUCACAAUGAAAGACAUUAAAAAAAAUGAAAGAGAAAAUGAAUCUGAAUUUGUGGAAUAAUAAGCAGAAAGACCAAUUGUUUAAAAAAAGAAAGCUAGAGGAAGACAAGCAAUUGAUUUUGAUGAUGAUGAUUCUAAUAAGAAAUCAGCUAAACCAACAUUUGUUAUAAAGGAGAAAACUUAAUAAACUUAAAAGGCUGAAGUAGUAAUCGAUAGAACAUCAUUUAGAGAAUCAAUUAAAUUUAAUAAAUAAGGAGAUUUUGAAGUCCCAGUAACUUUGGAAGUGAAAACUGAAAAAAAAGAUAUUCAGGUGACUAUUACUCAACAAUAACUACCAAGUAUAACUUAGAAUAAACCAACUUAAUAAGAUCCAUUAACAAAAAAGAAUAUAGGAUAAGAAUUUGAAUAAAAGUAAUUCAUAUUCUUAUAUGAUUUAGAGGUUUACCAAAUUUUUAUAAUGAUCCACUUUCGGGAGGAGGAAAGAAAUAAUAAUAAUAACCAGCUUCGAUAAGUAAUCUUCCUAGUUUUGGAGGUAAAUAUUGAUUUUAUAUAUAAUAGGUAAAUCUAAUACAUAGACCACAACUGUUUAAGUAGCAAUCACUCCUACAAUUGCUAAACCAUAAAGAAAGAAUAUGUUUAGUGAUGAAGAAGAAGAUUUAGCUCCUAAAUUACCUAUGCCAGGCUAAAGAGUUGAGUAAGAUUCAAUUAUUAUAGUUGACCUCCUAAACCUGCUGUUUAAUUAUAAUAAUAAAUUGCCCCUCCUUAAUAGAAACCAUCAAUAAAGAAAAAUAUGUUUGAUGAUGACUCAGAUGAAGAUCUGAAACCACCUUCAAGAGCUACUGUUUAGUAGUAACCAGUUAAACCACCUGAGCCAGUUAAAAAACCUGAAGCUUCUAAACCUACACCUGCUUAAUAAAGGAAUUAAAGAAUGCAAAGAGCAUUAUUUGAAGAUUCUGAUUGAUAUGAUUGAUUGCAUUUAAAUAUAUAUAUAAUUAUAC
Molecule: messenger RNA, 3603 nt
Organism: Paramecium primaurelia
Lineage: Eukaryota; Ciliophora; Oligohymenophorea; Peniculida; Parameciidae
Source: the annotation of a GenBank genome assembly